Molecule: messenger RNA, 1193 nt
Organism: Cyprinodon tularosa
Lineage: Eukaryota; Metazoa; Chordata; Actinopteri; Cyprinodontiformes; Cyprinodontidae
Gene: msrb3
Product: methionine sulfoxide reductase B3
Exons: 6
Coding region: 80-622 (180 amino acids)
Biological process (GO): protein repair; response to oxidative stress
Cellular component (GO): cytoplasm
Molecular function (GO): peptide-methionine (R)-S-oxide reductase activity
Source: RefSeq, a predicted model, not a curated record
UGUCUCUUGUCAUUCUGUCCCUCAUCCAGUCCAGCCGUUGGUUGAGGCCUUAUUCUAGCGCCUUCCUCCUCCAGCCACUAUGUCGGGCUUCAAUCUGCUGCAUCUAAUAACCAAGAGUCCGCCCGUAUCUCUGCGGUCCUGCAGUCUCCCCUCAGGAGCUUGCAGGACUAAGAAGACAUGGCCAGUGAGUUACUCCAAGGAGGAACUGACGAAACGCCUCACCCCAAAGCAGUACCAUGUCACCCAGGAGAGAGGCACCGAGAGCGCCUUCACUGGGGAGUUCACCGACCAUAAAGCCGAGGGGACGUAUCACUGCGUGGUCUGUGGGGCCCCUCUCUUCAGCUCGCAGUCUAAAUUUGACUCAGGAUCAGGUUGGCCAUCCUUCUUCGAUCUCCUGAAGGACGAGUCCAUCGCUCUGUCUGAUGACUUCUCCUACGGCCUGCACAGAGUAGAGACCACCUGCAGUCAGUGCGGCGCCCAUCUGGGUCACCUGUUCGACGACGGCCCCAAACCUACGGGAAAGCGCUACUGCAUUAACUCCGCCUCUUUGGCGUUCCAGCCCAAAGAGACGUCAGAGGGAGCCUCAGGAGGCGCUGAGCCGGCCGCGAAGCAAGAACUUUAGAAGAACCCAGGAGCUGUGGCUGCGGGAAGCGAAGAAAGAAAGAUGCUGCUUUUAUUUUUGUUGUGCAGAGAGAGCGUGGCUAGCAGCGGUAAAGUUAGCACACCCAGCUAAAGGGCCAUGGUUCCAUUCCCAGGAUCCUUUAGUGAUUUUUAAACAGGAAGCAUUGGAUGCCGUCAGCAAUCAUCUUUAGGACAGGUUAAGGCGCUGAAGGUUUUUGUUGCCAUGGCAACCACCUGCCACAGCUAUAUGUAGCUUUUUUCUUAUUUAGCCUAGGAGGAGGAUUUGCAUGUUUGAUUUCUAUUCUAUAAGCAGACUGAAUUCAGUCUUUGUUUUCCUCUGGUUUCACUGAAAGGAUGAUGAUGAUGAUGAUGAUGAUGAUGAUGAUGAUGAUGAUGAUGAUGAUGAUGAUGAUGGUCACUGAGAAGUGAGGACAUCUAUGCAACUGUUUGUUUUCUGACUGUUUCCUCCAUCUUUCAGGUCAAACAUAUCCAGUUGUUUGGUUUUGAUUUGCUUCUACUUUAUAUCUGCAGUGUGUCUGAAAACCAUGUUGAAUAAAAAGUAUUUAAAAGGA